Molecule: messenger RNA, 3241 nt
Organism: Gambusia affinis (western mosquitofish)
Lineage: Eukaryota; Metazoa; Chordata; Actinopteri; Cyprinodontiformes; Poeciliidae
Gene: slc41a2a
Product: solute carrier family 41 member 2a
Exons: 11
Coding region: 532-1965 (477 amino acids)
Biological process (GO): monoatomic cation transport
Cellular component (GO): plasma membrane
Molecular function (GO): monoatomic cation transmembrane transporter activity
Source: RefSeq, a predicted model, not a curated record
GGGUAAUGCCACAGUGGAUACUGACUGCAUCAUUCAGAUGAAGACACUCUUGCUGAGCAGCAGUGUCACAGAGCAGAAGUCAUUCCAGCAAUGUGAAAUGUGGAAGGGUCCAUCUGCAUCCAUACUGUGGUGUUGGCUGGGUCUUCUUCAUCAUCCCACAUCCAUCGAAGCUCCACUAGAAAGUUUCAGAAAGUCUGACAGCUUUCUCUCCAUUUUUUCAUGCAAAUAUACCAUGUUCUUUUGAUACAAGACAAAUUCUUACAGUUUGUUUUAGCAUCAGUGGCCUUUAGUUGCAGUAGGUAAGGAAGAAUAUUGGCAGAGUGAAUGGGGGAACACACGGGACAUUUUUUGAGCAGUUCACAGUAAUACAUUUUGUAGACAGUACAGCAGUGGGACUUAAUUAAGGUUUGAAUGUAAGGGUUCUUCCAAUAUAUUACUUGCCUAAUUUCUCAAGUGUUUCAGACAUUUUUCAGGUUCCAAAAUCAAACUCAGAGUAGCAGAAGAAGCAUCUCCUGAGACCAACUUUUCACCAUGGUUGUCCCAAAAUCACCAGAUAGGACAUUGUCCCAAAGCAGCCAUUUGGGAACACAUGGCAGUCAGCACUAUGGCUCGGUCCAAUCCUUCUCCCAGCUCUCUGGAAGCCGUUGUGGCUCUCAUGGAAGUUUAUCUCCAGUCAAUGAUGGUUUGGAGGGCGAAUCUCAGGACUGCAGUGAGUCAGACCCUCUGCUCUCUGAUGAGCAUCCGAAUGUGUCCAGAUUCAGCAGAUCCAUGAGAGAAAAGGAUGCACAAGUUUCAAGUGGACCCAAAGAAUCGGUGUGCUCCAUGGUGUUACAGAUUCUGGUGCCGUUUGUGCUGGCCGGGUUCGGGACGGUUUCUGCUGGGAUGCUGCUUGAUGUUGUGCAGAGCUGGGAUGUUUUCCAGGAGAUCUCUGAGAUCUUGAUUCUGGUCCCAGCUAUUUUAGGUAUGAAAGGGAAUCUGGAAAUGACUAUGGCAUCGAGACUGUCCACUGCUGUAAAUGCCAGGAAAAUUGAUUCUACCAAAGAAAUGUGGAUGCUGAUUGGUGGAAACCUUGCACUUAAACAGUUCCAAGCCACAGUUUUGGGUCUGUUGGCUUCUCUUAUGGUGACUCUGCUGGGUUGGAUAGCAGAUGGACAGAUGCCCUUCAGCCACAUAGUACUCCUUUGUUCAACCAGCCUCUCUACCGCCGUUUUGGCAUCACUGCUACAAGGCAUCGUUGUUGUGGGAGUGAUCUUUGGCUCCAAGCGGAUGGGGAUCAAUCCUGAUAAUGUGGCCACGCCCAUAGCAGCCAGUUUUGGCGACCUUAUCACGCUUUCUUUGUUGGCAUGCUUUAGUCAGUGGUUCUACUCCUUUAUGGCCAGUCACAUCCUGCUUCGUUCAGGCUGGGAACCAAUCAUUACAGCCAUGGUCAUCAGCAGUAUUGGAGGGCUUAUUCUGGACAAGACUGUGUCAGAUCCAAACUUGAUUGGAAUUGUACUUUAUGCACCGGUAAUAAAUGGUGUGGGCGGGAACCUGGUGUCCAUACAAGCUAGUCGGAUUUCAACUCAUCUGCAUUUGAAUUGUUCUCCUGGGGAGCUCCCUGUAGGCUCCAGAAGUUGUUUCAACCCCUUUCAAACCUUCUUUGGCUCAGGUGCACACUGCCGAUCUGCUCAGGUUCUGCUCCUUUUGGUUCUUCCUGGUCAGCUGAUUUUUGUACACAUUAUUCAUGUGAUAAAAGGAGGCCUAACGCUGCCCAGUCUUCUUUUCACUGUAUUAUUCCUAUCUGCUUCUUUGAUACAAGUCUUCUUGCUGCUUAUUGUUGCUGACUGUCUGGUCCACUGUCUGUGGAGGAGGGGCAAAGACCCAGACAGUUACUCCAUACCUUACCUCACAGCCCUGGGAGAUCUUCUGGGAACGGCUCUCCUCUCUCUUGCUUUUCUCUUGCUGUGGUGUAUUGGAGACUCAUGAAGUGAAUGGAUUACAGAUAAUAACCAAACAAUGACAAGCGCAGGCAAAGACAUAGAACAGCAAAAUAUUCUUAAAACUCAUAGAGGUGAGAGGGAGUUCAAGAAAACAAAGUGUCAGAAAAAUGGCUAGCAAAGAUAAUAUUUAUUGUUGGGCUAGGAUCAGCAUCUGAAGAUCUAAACCUAACCCUAACAGCAAACAUAGGUUUGAAUUUAUUCUUGAAGAAAGUUUGAUACAUACUUGUCUCUAACUUCUCUGUAGCUUUAGGUGAUAAUCUAUAUUGAACAUUAAACAUUACUUCUGUAAAUCAAACAAGGGAUUUACAGAAGAGAAAACCCCACAUUUUAGUUAAUGGAAGUUGAAACAUUUUAGUCUAUAGGAGAUCAAAACACCUCAUCAUUGGCUAUUCUAAAUUUUCUCUCUUAUUUUAUUCAGGUAUGAGAACAGAAUUUUUCUUCCAUUUAAAUCAAUCGUUUAAGUUUUCUAAAGAAAAUCAAAGAAUAUGCAUGUUAAAGAGGACUACUUGACAACCCAUGGGGUUGUUAAGCAUUGAUGCUUGUUAUGCUUAACAACCUUCUAACAUAUUCCAGACAGAUUGCUGCUGACAUCAUACAUUUGAAUGAACUGCAAAACCGUGAAACAUUUUUUCCAAAACAAAGACAUUAGUAACUAGUCUGACUCACUCUGCUCCUUUAACGCCGAGACUCGGCCAAACUCCUUCUUGAACAUCACUGCUAUGCCUGCUCCCAUGCGACUGUCUUCACUGAUGCAGUGGGCCAAGGAUUCCUCAUGUGGACAGGAGAACAAAUCUCCGGUGACAUACUUCAAUGUCCACUUGGUUGAUCGAUAGAGUUUCUCAGUUUUGCACAUGUUGAUACUUUCUUCAAGCACGUCUUGGAGAAAAACUAUAACAAUGAAGUACCAGGUUGGCAACAGCGCUUACAAGAGCCUUGCUUAACUCUUCUCCAUCUGUCCCAACACUAGGCUGUCUCUCUCUGUUCCUCAAAGCACCACCCACUUUAGCUGAAUUUCUUUUCCACAUUUGUUCAGGGGAUUUUAAUCCCAGUUUAUAGUAAACUACAAUAAGAGGGAUUUUCUGUUUGCCUCAAAAAUAAGCUUUUGGUGUUACAAAAAAAUAAAAAAUAAACAAAAAAAAUACUAGUCUUUGCUUUCAUUCACCCAUAAAACAUUACUCAUCAUUUCUCUUCCGUCCAGUCAGUUGGGCAAAUUUUUUAACUCAAUUCUGUUGAUUUAUAAAAUGCUAAUUUACAAUAGCUAA